UCGCAGCUGAGUGAAUACCGACCUUGCAAGACGGAACGAAGAUGUUUUUUCGUGACCGUCGCACUCAGCGGGCGGACACAGGAAAGCACUAGCCAGAAUGUCAACACUCAAUUUAAUUUUACUGAUAUGCGGCGUGUGCAAUGUUCGUGCCAUGGGAGGAAUGCGAGAAACUGGCGUCUACUUGACAGUAUCAUCAUUCAAUGACCAUGGGAUUCUUGCCUUUUUCGAGCUGAACUGGUACGGCAUACCACACAGAUACAUCGGACUUGUAUCUGCCAUGCUGUCAACAAGGAAUCCGCCACAAAGCCCUUCCGAUAUUCUCGCCCGCCAGGCUAUCAGAAAACCUACCGAAACGUACACUACACGUAUUCGAGCACCGGAUUUCAACGUCACCACUUUGAUGAAAGGAAAGUGCCUCGGGUACUGGGCGCUUGUAAUGGAAACAUCGGCAGAUGUCAAAUCGUCGAGACCAGCGAAAGUGCUGUAUUCAUCGUGCUUCACUCCUCAGCCUCGAUGGAUGCGAGAGAACUGCGGUGCAUUGUCUACGAUCAAGCUAACCGAUAUGCUCAUCCCCGGAACACACAAUGCCGGAAUGUACAAGGCAGGGUACACGCACCCACAUGAACAGUUGAUAUUUGACCAAGAUCAAACCGUCUCGCAACAGCUCGCGUACGGUAUUCGUGGCCUAGAUUUGAGGGUGCAGUAUUGCAACGGCGACUAUUAUAUUACCCACGACAUUAUACGAGGGCAACCGACUGUACGGCAAGUUCUCAGAGAUGUUCGUAAGUUCGUGGAGCUAACGGGCGAAUUGGUGCUCUUAGAUUUCCACAGGUUCCCGAAAGGCUUCGAGCAGCAGCGCAAGGUCGCCACCACGCGACACGAUAAACUUGUGGAUGUCAUUGUUACGGAACUGAAGGCUGUGCUUCUGAAGAGGUCCGACUACUUGAAGACAAUGGGUGAAAUAUUUGGAGGGUGUAGAAAUGAAGGGAGAACGCCGGGCCAUGUCAUAGUAUUUUACAAUUCCAGAGACUACCAUGGACCUUAUCAGGAGUACUUGGGUCCCGGGGUCUGCCAGAAGUGGCCUAACGCGCAAUCCAAGGAGGCGCUGAUGGAGUACCUAAAAACGAAGGCAUGUGUACGCGGCGUGGGUUAUAUGGUUGCUAUAAUGGCGGAACUCACACCCAAGUUUCCAAAAUUUGUUGUUAGCACACGCAAAUUGGCAGAGUGGAUCAAUCACGACAUAACAAAGCUUUUCAGGUGCCAGCAGCAGAAGUACUCUGGCAUUAUUGCGACAGAUUUUUUUCUUGGGAACGGUCUAAUUGAAGUUGCAAUUGAAGCCAAUCUGUUGAGAGGACGCCAAAUGCUAUCGAAUGAAUAUUUUGGUAAAGGUAAGAAAUGAAAUAUGAGUGACAUGAUGUAAAAAUAUUCUUGGGGGCGAUUUUGUCCAUACGAAUGCCAAUUCUGUAUUAGUUGCAUUACAAUGUGAAGUCCUUACAAGACGGAAGUUACAAUGCUUCCACUUUCGCUUUUAGAAACUAAGGACACUGGCAUCUGCCUCACGUUCCGGUCAGGUGAUAUUAUUGCCGUGUUCACCAACACAAACUUUCACUGGUUGCCUUAAGUGUGUCCUACAAAAACCUUCGUACUCUUUACGUUGCCACGGUAGAGAAAAGCAGGCUCUUGUUUUCCGUUGUGCCUGGACGUCAACAAGGAGCAUCCGGUGUACCAUUGACUUUCAGACAUCUAUGGACAAAUCGAAUGACGGGCAGUAACCUUUCAUUCAGUAUAAAAUUGGUCAUAAGUAUAUAUGUGUCUCAAAAAGCAUCCGUGAUAUCUUGAAAAAAAAAAAGAAAUCGAAUAUAUUAAAACGAUUCAUGGAUUAUAGUGAGUUGGCAGCGCACAAAUGUAUAGACAAUAAAAUAUUUUUCAGGUUUCA
Messenger RNA from Dermacentor silvarum, 1936 nucleotides. RefSeq lists its product as uncharacterized. Lineage: Eukaryota; Metazoa; Arthropoda; Arachnida; Ixodida; Ixodidae. The record is from RefSeq and is a predicted model, not a curated record. The coding region runs from base 98 to 1399 and encodes 433 amino acids. The transcript has 2 exons. Gene Ontology annotation, biological process: lipid metabolic process. Gene Ontology annotation, molecular function: phosphoric diester hydrolase activity.